AUGCCGCGCGCGAAACAACAACCACAGGCCAACUUUUUUGUUGUACACACCAUCAGUGUAAAAUGCACAUCCUCACGUCCUAUUUCAGUCCCCGCGCGUCAAGUGCAACGCAACAAGUUUUCUUGGCUUAACAAGGCAUCAGGAACGUGCAUCACUGGUUCUUUUGGAACACCCAAGGAUGAUCAGCCAUUCAAAAGCCAUGGUGCUGUCUAA
Molecule: messenger RNA, 213 nt
Organism: Lichtheimia ornata
Lineage: Eukaryota; Fungi; Mucoromycota; Mucoromycetes; Mucorales; Lichtheimiaceae
Exons: 1
Coding region: 1-213 (70 amino acids)
Source: RefSeq, a predicted model, not a curated record